UGCUCCCCGUGUCAGACCCUGCACGUCUCUCUGCGUGUGUUCCCUCCUCUCGCGCUGCAGUUUGUUCACUUCACUUCACUUCACUUCACUUUUUUUUUUUUUUUUUUGCAAUCCCACAACACCACCUCCCGGGGCUUUGGUUUGAUAUGACGUUAGGAAGGGACAGUAAUGGUCAUGGUAUCGACGCGUUUGCACUCGAGGGCCGCUUUUGCGAUCUACCCGACAGAAAACGCGGAGAAGAAAUGGACACGUCCGCGGAGGAGGAAAGCAACAAGCUUGUAUAUUGUGUGACGGACGUACCUCCCUGGUACCUGUGCAUCAUCCUCGGCAUCCAGCACUGUUUGACGGCGUUUGGGGGGAUCAUCGCAAUCCCAUUAAUCCUGUCAAGGGGAUUGUGUCUGCAGUUUGAUGGCCUCACACAGAGCCACCUCAUCAGCACCAUAUUCUUCGUCUCUGGUAUUUGCACACUGCUGCAAGUUACUUUCGGCGUCAGACUUCCCAUCCUCCAAGGUGGCACAUUCACACUGCUGGCUCCUUCAAUGGCCAUGCUGUCCAUGCCAGAGUGGACAUGUCCCGCUUGGACACAAAAUGCCAGCCUAGUCAACACUUCCUCCACGGACUUCAUAGAAGUGUGGCAGAGUCGAAUGAGAGCUCUGCAGGGGUCCAUUAUGGUGGGCUCACUCUUCCAGGUGUUUGUUGGUUUCUCCGGCCUGAUCGGCCUCUUCAUGCGCUUCAUUGGACCUCUCACCAUCGCUCCCACUAUCGCUCUCAUUGGACUGUCCCUGUUUGACUCAGCUGGAUCCAGUGCUGGGAACCACUGGGGCAUCUCCAGCAUGACCAUCGCCCUGAUCAUUCUGUUCUCCCAGUACCUCCGUCACAUACCUGUGCCCUUCCCUGCGUUCAGCAAGGAGAAAAAGCUGCACACCUCCCGUGUUCACGUCUUUCAGAUUCUCCCCGUUCUUCUUGGAAUAACUCUUCCUUGGUUCAUUUGCUACCUUUUGACGAUCUACAACGUAUUUCCCACUGAACCAAACCAGUAUGGCUACCUGGCCCGUACCGAUGUAAAGGGAGAUGUUGUGAGCCAAGCUCCCUGGUUCAGUUUUCCGUACCCAGGUCAGUGGGGGGUGCCGACGGUGAGCCUGGCAGGGGUGGUUGGCAUCUUGGCCGGUGUGAUCUCCUCCAUGAUAGAGUCUGUAGGAGACUACCACGCUUGCGCCAGGCUAUCCGGGGCUCCACCUCCACCGAAACACGCCAUCAACAGGGGGAUUGGCAUUGAGGGACUGGGCUGUCUGCUGGCCGGAGCCUGGGGCACAGGGAACGGCACGACGUCCUACAGCGAGAAUGUCGGAGCCCUCGGAAUUACAAAGGUCGGCAGUCGCAUGGUGAUUGUAGCCAGCGGAGUCUUAAUGGUCGCUAUGGGGGUGUUUGGCAAAGUGGCCGCCAUAUUCACCACGAUCCCAUCACCUGUGGUCGGAGGCAUGUUCAUGGUUAUGUUCGGCGUCAUCGCUGCAGCAGGAGUUUCUAAUCUGCAGUAUGUCGAUAUGAAUUCGUCUCGAAACAUCUUCAUUUUUGGCUUCUCCAUGUUCUCUGGUCUGGUCAUUCCCAACUGGAUAUUUAAAAAUUCCACAGCUAUAGCUACAGGUGUGAUUGAACUCGACCAGGUGCUGCAGGUGCUUUUGACAACCAGUAUGUUUGUGGGAGGUUUCUUUGGCUUCAUAUUAGACAACACCAUUCCAGGAUCAAAGCAUGAACGGGGCAUCGUGGCGUGGAACAAAGCUCACGAGGACGACUCCAGCAACACGCUGGAGAGCGGGGACGUCUACAACCUGCCCUUUGGUAUCAGCUCUUACUUGUCUUCUUCGUCCUGGCUCCGGUACGUCCCUUUCUGCCCUCCUGGUAAGCCCGACUCCUUGGACGGAGCAGACCUCGAUGCCCUGGAGUCCAAGCAGCAACUUGGACCCCAACGGCCUUCCCAGAUCAUUGUUGGGGCUGCUCUGUGAGUUUUUUUUUGCUCACGCAGCAUGCCCUCCAGCAAUUAGGAAUUCACCCAAAAUGCAUCAUAGGCUCCUCAGUUCGGAUUUCCCUUGUUUCGUGACACUUGUAAUGCUGCGUUCACACCAAAAGCGAAGGGAAUUAUUCGCGCGAGUGGAUUCCAUGCAAAGUCAAUGCACCGACGCGUCUGGUCACGAAUGAGGCCAUUUUAAAAAACGGGGGAGGGG
Pungitius pungitius (ninespine stickleback) is the source of this 2219-nucleotide messenger RNA. RefSeq names its product solute carrier family 23 member 4 (gene slc23a4). The transcript has 12 exons. Gene Ontology annotation, biological process: transmembrane transport. Gene Ontology annotation, cellular component: membrane. Bases 147 to 2000 code for a protein of 617 amino acids. The record is from RefSeq and is a predicted model, not a curated record. NCBI's taxonomy places the organism in Eukaryota, Metazoa, Chordata, Actinopteri, Perciformes, Gasterosteidae. Gene Ontology annotation, molecular function: transmembrane transporter activity.